Messenger RNA from Pseudo-nitzschia multistriata, 2099 nucleotides. The record is from the annotation of a GenBank genome assembly. Lineage: Eukaryota; Bacillariophyta; Bacillariophyceae; Bacillariales; Bacillariaceae.
ACAUCGUUGCUCUGACAACGAUAUCACUUUUCCUUAGUAGUGUUUUUUCGUGUGCAGCGUGGAGUUCUUCCCCUACCUUUCCGUCUACCCAACGCAAGAUCAUCAAUAACAGAAAUAACUUCAGCACUCUUCAUUCAACAACCGAAGAAAAACCAAAUUCCGUUACUGAUAGCAUGAACGACGACUCUUCAGCUCAUCCGCAAUACUCCCAACAGGAGCUUAAGGAUGCUCUUUACAGUCUGUUGGAAGGUUCCUCGGAUCCGGCCCACGACGGACGCCACCUCUUUGGCUUUGAGGAUUACGACAACCACGAACUCUCCAAAUUACAAUCGAUCACAGCCACUCGUGUUUUGGAUUAUGAGCGAUACCUAGGCAGCGAUGACAAAGUUCCGGAAGCGAUCCUCGAGGAGGAAAUGACAUCCUUCUGGAAGGAACACGGCCCGCUGUUGGAUUUGAGAAGCGUCAUCCAGGAACAGGCUCCGCGAAUGGCGCUUGCAGCCGAGUUCAAACGCGCCUCUCCUUCUAAGGGAAACAUUGCAGUUCAUUUGGAUGCCGGAGAUCAAGCCAAAUCAUAUGCUUCGGCGGGAGCGAAUGUUGUGAGUGUCUUGACUGAACCACGCUGGUUCCAAGGCUCCUUAGAGGAUCUCACGUCGGCUCGCCUGUCUACCAUCGACAAAGACACGGGCAAUCGAGCGGCAAUAUUGAGAAAGGAAUUUACGACCAAUAAGUAUCAAAUUACUGAGGCCUUAGCGAAGGGCGCCGAUACCAUCUUGUUGAUUGUGGCAGUUUUGCCGCAGCAUUUGCUUAAGGAAUUGAUCGAUCAUGCUCGAUCAUUUGGGAUGGAACCUCUUGUCGAAGUCCACGCGGAUGUGGAGCUUGAAGUGGCGCUCCAAGCUGGAGCAAAGGUUAUUGGAGUCAACAAUCGUAAUCUUCACACUUUCCAGAUGGAUUUGGAAACGACUGAACACGUUGCGGACGAAUUGACGAAGCAAGGUUGUUCCUUUGAUCAUAGCUCGAAGGAGGCAGCUUCCGCUUCGAAAUACACCCUUUGUUCUCUGUCGGGCAUGUCGUCGGCAUUCGACGUUGAUCGAUACCGUUCGAUCAAUGUAGGUAUGUGUUUGAUCGGAGAAUCAUUGAUGCGAGCAGCCGAUCCGAAAGCCGCCAUUGCGGGUCUUUGCCUCGACCCAGAAGACUGGGCUAAGAACGAGGAAAACCCAGCAACUGCCAGUGGUGGAGCCUACACGAGAGGGACUAAACUUGUGAAGGUGUGUGGCAUUACCAACCCUGAAGACGCACUCGUUGCUUGCCAGAUCGGAGCAAACUUGAUUGGUGUCAUUUUUGUUCCGAAAAGCAAACGAUGCGUUUCGCCAGAACAGGGCCGUGCCGUUGUGGAUGCCGUUCGUGUCUUUGGAGAGCGUACAGCACGUACGGCUUUACAAACAGCCGAAGUAGGCUCGCCGACUUCUCAGAUGGUGAGCAAUGCCAGAGUGCUCGAAGAAGCCUCAAAACGGCCUUUGGUGGUGGGUGUCUUUCAGAAUCAGUCUCCAGAAUACAUUCGGGAAAUGGUCGAAACAUGCGGUUUAGAUCUGGUGCAGUUGCACGGCAAUGAGGGCAUGGCGGCCGCGAGUGUAGAAAAUUGCAGUGUGCCGGCAAUCCGUGUCGUUGACAUCGAGGUUGAUCCCGAAACAGGGAAGGCAUCUGAUAAUGCUGUCGAAACGAUUCUGGGCUCUAUUACAACUGAUCCCCUUGCAAUUUUGCUGGAUACUUCCAUCAAAGGGCAGCAAGCAGGAGGCGGUACCGGUGUUACUUUCGAUCAUACCAUUGCAGAACGCAUUCAGAAUGCUGGUGUUCCCGUCAUCAUCGCCGGUGGUUUGUCACCCGAGAAUGUUCAAGAAUCCGUCAUUGCCACUCGACCUUGGGGAGUGGAUGUCAGCAGUGGCGUAGAAGCUAGCCCUGGAACCAAGGAUCAUGACAAGGUAGAAAAAUUCGUGGAAGGAGCACGAAGUGCGGCCAUUGAAGCCAGCAAGGGCUUUUAAUGCUAUUCAACAAAGAAAAGGAUCUCAAUUAUGAUGAAAACUUAAUAAUGGAUAGUGCUUUGA